Molecule: messenger RNA, 5475 nt
Organism: Monomorium pharaonis (pharaoh ant)
Lineage: Eukaryota; Metazoa; Arthropoda; Insecta; Hymenoptera; Formicidae
Product: protein phosphatase 1 regulatory subunit 3B
Exons: 5
Coding region: 3135-4070 (311 amino acids)
Biological process (GO): regulation of glycogen biosynthetic process
Cellular component (GO): protein phosphatase type 1 complex
Molecular function (GO): glycogen binding; protein phosphatase 1 binding
Source: RefSeq, a predicted model, not a curated record
ACUUAUUAAAUUUUUUCUUAAAUUAAAAAUUUUAUGUGAGCGAAAGAAAAAAAUUAUAAAAUAAAAAUACAUUCCUACAUAAAAAACAAUAUUUUUUGUUAUUUCAUAGAAUUAAUAUUAUAACUUCUUUCUUUCAGAAAAGUAAAACUGAUGAAAUAAAGGACAGAGAUUAAUCAAAGCGGAUGCAACUCUGUGGUUAAUGAAUAUGCGCUAUUACAAUUUAUAAUCAAUGCAAUACGUAACAUAUCUGAGCGUGUCACAUUGGGAACAAUUUGCAUAAGAAUAUCCGAUCGCGAGGCAACACGUGUUUACGGCGUGCAACAGCUGUAACUAUCUCUUUCUCUUUUUUUUUCCUUUUUUUUCUAAUUACAUAGAAGGCCCUUACAGAAAUUUCUGGUAAUUUUUCUAUGCGGUUUUUUGUGAUGCUAUGAACUCUAUGAACUAAAAGGGUAUCGGUUUGCGCGUUUUCAACAUUAUCGAAGAUAUCAUUCGGAGCAAAAAACAAAUCCAGUUCGACUGAUAUUCGGUCCCCCAACAAAAAUUUACAAAAAUUGCGACGACCAAUACUGAUCACUUGUUUCGCACGUCUGCUCGUUAACGUCUCUUCGAGCGGCCACGGAAAAUUAAACUCGUCCGAUGUUUCAGAAAUCAUGUUAAUGUGACCUGUACACACGUGUUACGCCGCAUAAAAGAAAAAAUACAAGAAAAAAAUAGAAAAUAUAAAAAAAUAUGUAUAUUACUAACCAUAAAAUUAACAAUGAAUAUAAAUAUUUUGCCCGACCUCAAAAAUCCGCACAUAAAUUUUUAUAUAUAUAAAGAUUAUAUAAAAAGAAUGGAUUUAAAAAAUAUUUGUAAUUUUAAACCUUCAAAAUAUUCUCAAAAGACUAAGAAAGUCUUCAAAAGAUUGAGAAUUUUUGAAAUUCAACCAAUUUUUUAAAUAUAAUACUUUAGUAUCUUUUGUAAUAGAUUUUUCACUUUUUUUUAUAUCUGCAGGUUUUCUGCGAUUGGGCAACAUUUAACAUAUUCAAAAUUUUAUUGUUAGUGAUAUUUAAUUUUUAAAUUUAUAUUGCUAUUUAUACUGCAACUUAGAUUUCACAUAAUUUACAUUCUAUUUUAACUUAUUUUUAUAGUUAAUUAGAUAGUAUAUAGUACAAUGUGACAGUAAUACAAUACAAUAUAGUUUUGACAUAUUUUUUAUUAAACAUAUGCCUAUACUUUUUUUUCUUUUUAUGCGCGCGUUGAUCGCGCGGGUAUCGUUCGAUGAAUCGACACAUUUUAACGAAUGGCAAGUGACCACUUUAAUCUGCCACCGUGAUAUCUUUUUGCACAUUUAUCUCGUAUCCUACUGGAGCGAAAAAAAUGCGAACGAAAAAAAAGCCGACGUUGCAGACUGUAAUAUUAUUUUCCGCGGCUUAUUUACUCGUUUAUCACUAAUGCAUCUUCUGUGUUAAUUUUGAACUGUCGCUUCGCUCUGCCGAAGGUGAAGUGUCACACUCCAUCAAUGUUUCGCAGAAGAUCGCAAAUAUUAAUUAUCAUUUUCAUGAAAUUUCAAUGCUCCCACGGUGCAGAGAGAGGGAGAGAAAGAGAGAGAGAGAGAGAGAAAGAGGGAAUAAUGACAAUGCAUCAUUAAUAAUCGGCUUAAGCUGUUAACGCUAAAAAUAUGCAGUUCGUUAAUCAGAUCGGCGCGUCAAUGACACCUGUUUUAUUACAGCACGCAUAUGCUACCUUGUAGCGUGUUAUUAGUAUAAGCGCUUCUCUUUACCAUGUGUACGAUAAAUUCCGCGGAAGCUCAUCGAAGCAACUCCGGCUGUGCAGAUCUGGCGCCGGGUGCCCGGCUAAAGUUACACGUGCAUGCUGGCGUCAAGAUCGCGGCGCUAAGCUGCAUGGAGCACGUGCCAUGCGUCUGCUGCGCCGCGGCGGCUGCGAGAGGAGGGGGAGAGCAAUAUUGCAACAGCAUUGAAAUAAUUUUUUCUUCUCAACAGAAAAAGUCAAGGUCGACGCCGCGCGGAAUAUUGGCGCCACACCAAUCUGGAAAUCGUUUGUUCCCUCGCCCCGCGAAAACGACGAAGGACUCGCGUCGUUAUCGAGUUGGGAGAUUUUCUCCCGAAAUUUAAUUAGAGAUCAAGAUGUUUUUUUUUUUUAUGACGAAUUGUAUUGGUUUAUGAAUACAUAAAUUUUUUUAUCGCAUUCGUCACAAAUGUUUAUACUCCAGCGGCGCUGAUUAGACGCUGAGGUGAGAAUCAGCCGAUCAGGACCCGCGACAUAAUACGGCCCAGACGGCGGCAAGGCGAGAGGAAUGCGCACCGGAGCACGCAGCACGCGCCCGCUCCGAUUCGCGUAUGCGCUGCGAUCACGUGAAUGUCACGCAUAGCGCGACGCCGGGGCGCAUGCGCGGCACUUGCACCGUGCCGGCCGGUUCGCGGCCGCUUUCAAAUCCUGCGGCUCAAACGCGUGUCGAACGUGGUGUAAGUAACGUGGUGGAACGGUACCGGGCGCGCGAUCGUCAGCGCGUCGGCCGAGAGGGUUGACAGUUGACACGCACACACACUCCCUCUCUCUCUCUUUUCUCUCUUCUCUCUCUUCUCUCUCCCUCUUCCCCUCCCCCUUCUUUAGCGCGCACAUGUCUGAUAUCGCGGGUUUCGCGACUUCUCGAGGAACGUCCGAUUGUCGUGGCGAGACGCGGUGAGAUAAGACCACAGCGAUCGGUCGUGCGCCUCGGAGUCGGUGAUAGACACGCGUGCGAUGCGCUACACCCUGGCCACUCUCAUGUGAGGAGGAGGAGGAGGAGAAGGAGGAAGAAAGAGCCGUCCGUUCAUUUCCCCGCCGAUUUUUCUAACGCCGCGACCGACGUCUCCUGCACCUCCUCCGUUCGGUUUAUGUUCACGUGAGAUACACAGACUCCCAAUUUGUGGUGGCCAUCAACUUACUAAUCGCGAUGCCACGUACAAUCGUACGCGACUACAGCUGACGACUUAGUCGCCGAUCUCGUAAGAGGGACAAGAGGAUACCUCAUAAAAAAAGGAAAGAAGGAACACGUCGGAUCGUCGAGAAAGCGGAGCCUGUGAGAGCUAUUUAAAUCCGCUCCUCGCCACGUCUGAGGAACCUGUCGUUUCAACUGCGAGAAACUAGUCUAAAUGUGUUCGAUAGCAAUGCCGGCCGAACUGAUUCUCCACAGUCCCCCGGUGUACAGCCCCCUGCUGUACGGCCCCUUAGUAGUCACGGCCCCGACGAUCACCAGCCGGUCGUCGCCCAGAAUCAGGCCGUGCCUUUCUUCGGGGUCCUUAUCGUUGGACUCACUACGAAACAACGAUGGCAAGCAAAAGAAACGGGUGGUAUUCGCCGAUGAUCGCGGCCGCCCUCUCACACAGGUUCGCGUGAUGUCGGAACCGAGCAACGUACCGCCACUGUGGAGCACGGCUUACGUGGCCGGCCUGACCGGGGGUCUGCUCAACAUGUCGAAGGCUCUGAGUCAGGAAGCGGCGCAGGAUAGCACGCCGCCUUGGCAGGUCACCUUUCCGCAGCCGGCAAGCGACUAUCUCGCCUUCCGGCGUAAGCUCGAUCAGGACAAUGUCAGCCUGGAGAACGUGAUCGUGCGCGAAUCCGAGCAGUGCCUGGUGGGCACGGUGAAGGUGCGGAAUCUGGCCUACGACAAGGAGAUCGUGGUGAGGGCCACCAGCGAUAGCUGGUCUACCCACGAGGACGUGCACUGCACGUACGUGGCUCAACCGGGUUCCCCGGGUCCCCUCAUUCUGUACGACACCUUCCGCUUCCGGCUCACCUUGCCGGUGACGUCGAAUGUCAUCGAGUUCUGCGUGAGAUAUCGCUCGGACGGCAAGGAAAUGUGGGACAACAACGACGGCAAAAACUACGUGGUUCGCAAAAAGCAGGACCCCCGAGUAGCAGCCACGCGAUACGACAGCAUCCAGACGACGAAAUGCGACGGGCUCGUCAACGGUAACGAGAUGAGGGAUGGCGUGCCGCAGAACGCGGAUGCCACCAGGUUGAACAUGCGUACCUGGAGCGAGUUCGCGUCUUGGCAGCAUCUGACCAACGACGCGCCCUACUGGUGAAUCGGCCGGCAAGGUGGUCGUAAUUCCCCUCGUCUCGACAUCCAAGUCAUGUGUGUACGAAGCUGUACGAACUCUUCCAGUUUUUCCUCACCUCGGCGACUUCGCCGGGACGUAGAUCACGCGGGAUCGCGAGUGCCGGGGAGCAUCUCACGAGGCACGUGAGAGUCCAUCAGGGACGUGGAAACGGAAUGGAAUAAACUCGGGAGGCAUGUGAAAAGAGAGGAGAACUGUGCGACGAAUUGAGUACGAGGAAAUAAGAGCACGCGUGCGGGAGAAAAAAGCAGUCGGGAGGGUGAUAGCGUGGGCGAUGGAGCCGGACGACGCGACGCCGAGCGUUGGAUAACGCAAUCUACACGAUUCCAGCAUCCAUAUUGUAUGACCGGUUCAUCGAGAUUAUAUCCAGCGUCUGCCUCCAUAGCAGUAACGCCAGUAGCCACGCUCACCAACGCGGAUAUCAUCAUUAUCGUCGCAUCGUUAUCUUCUCGAACGUCCUCUACUUCCUCUUCCGCCUCCUCAUUCCUGGGAUUUUCGGCCCGCCUGCGGACAGGAGUCCGUUUGGAUUGAACUUCCACCCUUCGAGUCGAUCCAUAUCUCGCUGGUCUCGUCAUAUCGGCCAAUAUUAUAGUCUCUGUAAGCUUUCUCUAUUUCUUCCUUUGUACGCUUCUUCCUAUUUGUCUUUUUCUUUCUUUCUCCCUUUCUUUCUACCUUCUCCGGCACUUUUAAUACAAUCCUUUCUGCGGAACACAAAUCGUCGACCGAGUGUCAAUUAUUUAUAUAACGGGAAACAGUUGGUUAACAGUUACGAGAUUUUACUGUAUAAAAUUGCAUCGCGAAGUGCCUUAGGGUGUCUUAAGGGGUUAGGCCAUCUUGAAAUUUUCAAUCAAAAAUUGAUUUUUUUUGCUAAAAACAUAGAGUAAUACCUUAGAGUACUAAAAAUAACAUGGUGCUGGAAUAAUGAUAAAUUAAAAACCUUUUAUUUUAUUUAAGAAUAUUGUUAUAACUUUAAACGCGUUUUUUUCAAAAUUUUUUAAGUCGGCAAGCAGCAGAAUUUUAACAGUAUCCUUAAAAUUAAAUUAUCUAAAGAAGUACAUAUUUUAUGAUUCAUUAAGUGUUUCUUAAGUUAUUGAGCAUUUUAUGAGAUUUUUUACGUAAAAAGGAUACUUUUUCCUCAAGUGCUUGCCAUUUCUUAAAAAUAAAUAUUUUUUAAUAUCAUGUGUACUUCUGUAGUAAAUUUCAUAUAAAUAAUAAAAAUUUUUUAUUUUGCUCUAUGAUCAACUGGUGACGAUUUCUACUGCUUGCCGUAGAGAAUGUUUCAAAAAAGGCGUGUUGCACUCUGUGGGACUAUAUCUGCUAUUUAAAAAAAAAUUUGAAAUUAAUAUAUGUAAAAUAAAGCCUAUUAAUUUGA